This is a messenger RNA of Megalops cyprinoides (Indo-Pacific tarpon), 1590 nucleotides long. It is a transcript of the gene tubd1, whose product is annotated as tubulin, delta 1. Gene Ontology annotation, molecular function: structural constituent of cytoskeleton; GTP binding. Gene Ontology annotation, cellular component: cytoplasm; microtubule. The record is from RefSeq and is a predicted model, not a curated record. The transcript is spliced from 8 exons. Gene Ontology annotation, biological process: mitotic cell cycle; microtubule cytoskeleton organization. Bases 78 to 1436 code for a protein of 452 amino acids. Lineage: Eukaryota; Metazoa; Chordata; Actinopteri; Elopiformes; Megalopidae.
GAAAGCUUAAAUGAGCUAGCUAGCAGUAAACAUUGAAUUCGACCUUGUUUUAUGUCUGUUAAAGUUAAAGCAGAGAGAUGUCAGUUGUGACAGUUCAGCUGGGGCAGUGUGGUAACCAGAUUGGACAGGAGCUGUUCGACGUCAUUAGCAACGACUCCAACGAUGCACGAACAUGCAGCCCCAGAGCCCAAGGGAAGGCGUACCAUGCCUGCAGCCAGGAAAGGUUCUUCAACGAGGAGGCUUCGGGAGAUCCCUCUGCCCGGGCUGUCCUCAUUGACAUGGAGCCCAAAGUCAUCACUCGGACCAUUGCCACGGCAGCAAAGUCUGGCAGAUGGAAAUAUGGGGAGCAGUCAUUCUUCUGCCAGAAGCAGGGCUCUGGAAACAACUGGGCCAAUGGGUUCCGUGUGCAUGGGCCCCGUCACCAGGAGGCCAUGGGGGACCUGGUGAGGAGAGAGGUGGAGCGCUGCGACCGCCUGGCGGGCAUCCUCACCAUGAUGAGCGUGGCCGGGGGCACGGGGUCGGGGGUGGGCACCUAUGUCACCCAGUGUCUCAGAGACGACUACCCGCACACCUUCAUCCUCAACCAGCUGACCUGGCCCUACUGCACUGGGGAGGUGAUCGUCCAGAACUACAACUCAGUGCUCACGCUGUCACAUCUGUACCAGUACUCUGAUGCCAUCCUGGUCCACGAGAAUGACGCAGUGCACAGGAUCUGUGCUCAGCUCAUGAACAUCAAACACAUCUCCUUCAGCGAUGUCAACAAGGUCAUCGCUCACCAGCUGGGCAGCGUGCUUCAGCCCGCGCACACAGGACACACACACAGUCAGUACAGCAGAAACCCAAUGGGGGAGCUGAUGAGCAGUCUGGUGUGCCACCCUGAGUAUAAGCUCCUGAGCCUGUGCACCAUCCCUCAGAUGGCCAGCUCCUCCCUGCCCUACAGCGCCUUCUUCUGGCCAGGCCUGCUCAAGCACCUGAGACAGAUGCUCAUCUGCAGCGCCAGGAUGGAGGAAGGUAUUGACUGGCAGGUGCGUGCACCGUCUGUGGGACAGGGGGCAGCAGAGACCAGAGGAAUCCGGGAGCUAGGAUUCAACACCUCCCUGGCCAACCUCCUGAUACUGCGAGGCAAGGACGUGUCCAGCGCAGAUACAGGUGGCUUUUUGGAUCCAGCGCUGUAUUGCCCCUGGCUGCCAGCAGAGGGAGCCAUCAGCACUUGGAGGUCACCGCUUCCCUUCAAUAAAUAUGAGAAAUCAGCUACGCUGGUCAGCAACAGCCAGUCUCUCCUGAAGCCCCUGGACCACAUGGUGGGGAAGGCCUGGAACAUGUUUGCCUCCAGGGCGUACAUUCAUCAGUACACCAAGUUUGGAAUCUCAGAGGAGGACUUCCUGGACUGCUUCACAUGCCUGGAGCAGGUCAUCUCCAGCUACAGGUACCUGUAACCCACACCUGCAGAUCCUUGGAGCAGGUCAUCUCCAGCUACAGGUACCUGUAAGACACACCACAUCCCUGGAGCAGGUCAUUUCCAGCUAAAGGCACCUGUAAACCACACCUGCAGAUCCCUGGAGCAGAUCAUCUCCAGCCACAGGCAACAGU